AUGUUACCACCGCUUUGGGUUGUGGAUACGCGUACAGCAGUGUGCCUGACUCUCUUCCCCGCCCCCUCCCCGCACCCAAACCGACGCUCAGCUUGCACAAACGCGUAUGACUACGGGGACCCCACCUGCCUUGGGAAUUCUACCCUGUACUGGGGAACCGGAAACCAUACCGACCUGAGCUGCGCGCACUGCCUGUGCGAGGACGGGUGGGCGGGCGUAGAUUGCGGGCGCUGCCUUGAUGUCUCUGUGUGCCCGAGCAGCACGGUCGACGGGCAGGCUGCGGCAGCGACGAACUGCAGCGCCAACACUCUCCUUCUUACCGAGGAGGAAGCUCGAUCGGAGGCCGGGAAGAUAUUCUCGUGCUCCUGCGGCGGAGGGGAGGACGGCUGGACCGACUUCCUGUGCGAUCAGCAGCCGGACACGUGGAUACAGUGGGCGGUGACGGGGGGGGGUACGGAGGAGGACCCGGCCUUCGUGGUCCUAAAAGAGUUCGCCGGCAUUCACGCCAGGACGGAGGAGAAAUGGCCUGGCCAGUACAAGUACCACUACCCCAAGAUCUUCGACGGCUCGGCCGGCCCCUGCAAGGUUUACCGCGACAAGUGCUUCCCCAUCGGCGGGACGGAUGUGGGGGAGCGCGAUUGCGUGAAUUUCGAGUGCGGCGACACGGAGGGACUCUGUCCUCCCGAGGAGUACCCUAUGUGUGACGGGUUUCCACACUGCGUGUCCCCCAAGGGGAAGACGUACGAGACGCACCCCUGCACGGCCGUGCCGGAGGGAGGGAAGUCCAUCACCAUCGCCUGCCAAGAAGAGAAGGUGAACGGGUCAUACGUGUGCUACUACCAGCAGCCGGGAGGGUUCGCGCCGCUAUCGAUGACCUGCUCCGUUGGGUCCUGCCUGUACCAGGGCGGGGCGCCGGUGCAGCCGUCUGGGUCGAAGGCGAAGGCUGUUUCCUGGUCCAUCGGAGUGCAGAUGGCUAUACUGGUUUCUCUGGCCGGGCUGUUGGUGAUGAGCUUCGUGCUGUUUGCCAUGGUCUCCGACCCGGGCACGGCGGCGACGGCCAAGGGACGAGCCGCGUCGCGGGCGAAGCGAGUCUACGGGACCCCUCUGCUCGAACAGACCCCUGCUCUCGAUCAAGAAGAAGAUGGCAUCACCAGCAGAAGCGCAAGAGUGUCGGGCUUCGCCGGCCCGGAGCCACCACCGCAGGACGCCGCCGCCGCCACCGCCGCCACAUCCCGCCGCAGCAGCGGGGACGGCAGUGAGGAGGUAGGCCAGAGCACCAAACGCGGCGUGACUCCUGCCGGUUCAGCGAACGGUGGCCUCGUCGACGAGACUGCCACGUCAUCGCCGCCGCCGCCGCCGCCGCCAACGGCCUGCGUGCCGAGCACAAUGACGGGCAUCCUCGGCCCCUCCGGUGCGGGAAAAUCGUCUCUCCUUGAUCUUCUCGCCGGCCGCAAGCGCCGCGGGGAAGGCCGAACCACGGGCUCCGUCUCCCUGGUGUACGAUGGCACCGGUAACGGCAACGGCGUCGAAGCGGUGCGCAGGGUAGGGGGGUACGUGUCCCAGGAGGACGUCCUGCCGGGGACCCUGACCUGCUACGAGCACCUCAUGUUCCACGCCAGGCUAAGGAUGCCGCCCGGCACGAGCUUCGCCGAGAGGGCGGAGCGCGUCCUGUGGGUGACGGAGGAGCUGGGGUUGCAGCGGGUGGCGGACUCUCGCAUAGGGGACGAGCUGGAGAGGGGUCUCUCGGGAGGGGAAAGGAGACGCCUCAGCAUCGCCACCGAGCUCGUGGCACGACCGGCCUUGCUGUUUGCGGACGAACCGACCACCGGGCUAGACGCCGCGACGGCCCUUCGCGUGAUGACCCUCCUGAGCGGGGUCGCUUCGAGGGGCACGACGGUCCUGUGCAGCCUUCACCAGCCGCGUCCCCGCGUGUUCAACCUCCUGGACCGGGUAAUCCUCCUCUCCUGGGGCCGGGUGGCGUACUCCGGCCGCCCGGGCGACGCGGAGGCGUUCUUCCGGUCGGUGGGACGGCCGUUCCCCCGCCACCAGCCCCACCCCGCGGACGCGAUGCUGACCCUCGUGUGCCGGGAGGACGGUCGAGACUUGCCGUCCCUUUUCCGCAGGUCUCGGCUGGCGAAGGGGGCUCCGCGGGAGGCCGCCGGUGGUAGGGCAGCAGCAGCGGCGGAGGCGGCGGAGGAGGAGGAGCGUGGCAAGGCGGAGGGGGGCGGGGACGUGUCCAUCUCGGGGUCGCUGAACGGCGACGGCGAGCUGGAAGAGGAGACGGAGUUGGUGGAGGUCGGGAGGGGGUGCACGCGGAACGGCGAGAGAGAAGGGAGGUGGCGCGCGUCGCGACGCCGCCAGCGGCAGCGGCAGCAGCAGCAGCAACUUGCGCCUGAGGAGAACAAGAAGGGAGCAGGGGACGAGACUAGCUCGGCACCUUUCCUGGUCCAGGUGGAGGCGUUGUCGCGGAGGCUGCUGCUGAGGGCGGUGCGACACCCGUUGCUCCUCGUGUUGCACUUCGGGGGUUCUGUGGCGAUGGCGCUGUGCCUCGCUAGCGUGUUUGAGGGGCGGCUUGGGUAUAACUUGGCCGGAGCGCAGGACAGGUUCGGAAUCCUGUUCUUCUUGCUCCUGUACCUCGCCCUUCUUUCUCUGACGUCGCUGCCGGUGUGGCGGGAAGACCGAAGACUUUUCCUCUCUGAGGCCAUGGGAGGAGCGUACGGCCACCUACCCUACUUCACUUCGGUGGCGCUGGCGGACAUCCUCUUGAUCAGGGUCCUCCCGCCGCUGGCGUUCGCGGUGAUGGGGUACCCCUUGAUGGGCCUCAACUCCGAGCCGGAUAACCCGGGCUGUCUUCUGUGGUUCGCGGGUAUUCUGGUGCUUGCCAACGUGACGGUUGCUCUGGCGGCGAUGGGGAUUGGCGCCCUCGGUCUCCCCCUAGACCUGUCGAAUCUGAUCGGCGGUCUCAUGGUGCUGCUCCUCGCAGCCUUCGGGAGGUUCCUCCUCAACGGCACACGCAUCCCCGUGGCGUGGAGGUGGCUGAACUCGGUGACUCCCCUGGGCUAUGCGUUCGAGGCCCUCCUGAUCAACGAGUUUAGCGACGCCGACGGAAGAAGACCCUACCGGAUAGAAGGCAGCCACUGCUCGCCAGACUUGCCGGUGAUCAUGCCACUGGGGCCGCAGAUCCUCGCCACGUUCUCCUUCUCGACCGAGCGGUCGACCAUGCACAAGGACAUGCUGGUGCUGGUGUCUCUGGCUCUGGGGUUGUCGGUGUCGAGCUUGCUGGUCUUCUUCCUGGCCACGAGGACCAAGCCACUCGUGAUCGACUCUCACCCACCUUCGGGGCAAGCCAGGCCUUCCCGCCGCGGGAACACCCGUACCGGCAACAACGCCUCGACGGCCCCAAGACGCAGUAACCCCGUACUAUCCUCCGACCACGGUGUUACCGCCACCGACCCCGCCGCCGAAGACAUGCAGCCCCAGCCACAAGGACCGAUGUCCGUUUCGACCGCCGCCGGUAUCGUGGGCGAAGAGGACCUUGCCCCGGAAGGGGGGCAGCGGGAGGGGAGCGCUGGCGGCGGCGGGGCGACCCGUGGCGGGGCUCGGACCGUUUCGUGGAACGUUCCGGAAGCUCUCGGCGGGCCGCCGCCGCCGGCCGCGGCGGCGGCGUCGGGGAGCAGGCGUUUUUUGUCGCAGGGGGGUUGGGGUGACAGCUUCCGCCGCAAGCGGCGCAGCAGCAGCGAUCGGAUCAACGCGCGGACGGGGGCGGAGAUGGAGACGCCCCCGCCGCCGCCCCCGCCGCUGCUACUGUCGUGGGAAGGGCUGCGGUACGAGAUCGCCGUCCCGCGGAGAAGAGGCUCCUGGUUCGGGAAGGGGGACGCCGCCACGACUGCCGCUCCUCCUCCUCCUCCCCUUGCCGCCGGCGGCGGCGGUGGCGGUGGCAGUGCACGGCGGGGCGAAGAAGAACGCCUCCUGGUCUUGGACUCCGUGUCAGGGUUUGCGGGGCCGACGAGAAGUGCCGGCGGGGGGCACGGGAACGAGGGUGGGGGGUGGGGGGGCACCGUGACUGCCAUCAUGGGGCCCUCCGGCGCGGGCAAGACCUCCCUGCUCAACGCGCUGGCCGGUCGGCUGCAGGAUGUCCAGCGGGAGGCCUCCGGCGGUGGGAGGAGGAGGAGGCCGGGGUUGACCGGCGCCGUGCGGCUGAACGGGCUGGCCGCCAGCCCGGCUGAGGUCCGGGCGCUAUCGGCGUACGUGACCCAGGAGGACGUGCUGCCAGAGACGCUCACGUGCUACGAGCACCUGAUGUUCCACGCCCAGCUUAGGUUGCCCGGGCACACGACGCUUACGAGACGGCACGACAGGGUUGUGGAGGUUUUGGAGCAGCUUGGACUCGUAGACAUACGCGACUCGCGCAUCGGGGGCGGGCUAUCGAGGGGGAUAUCGGGGGGAGAGAAGCGGCGUCUCUCGAUUGGCACGGAGCUCCUCACUCGGCCCGCUCUUCUCUUCCUAGACGAACCUACCACCGGCUUAGACUCGUCGACGGCCGUGCGCGUGAUGAAGCUGGUGUCGGAGGUAGCCUCGCUCGGGACGACGGUGGUCUGCAGCGUGCACCAGCCCCGUCCGGAAGUGGUCCGCCUCAUCCACAAGGUCAUUCUUCUCUCUCGAGGAGCGGUGGCGUUCUCCGGCGCCCCCUCCGACGCAGAGGCACACUUCGCUGCCAUCGGGAGGCCGUUUUCGCGGCUUGGCGCCGGAGAGACGAGCCCGGCAACUGAUCACUCGUCCAGCGGCGGCGGCGGCGGUCCAGGGGGGGCUGGGGGUGCCGUGGCGGGGGGGAUUAACCCGGCGGAUGCCAUCCUUGAUGCCGUCGGGGAGGCGGAGGAUAGGGUGGAUAGGGAAGGGGUGGACGGGGGUGUGGAGAGCGGGGUUAGUCUUGUGGUGAUGCCGCGGCAGCAACUCGUGGAGCAGGUCCGCACGGCGGAGGCCUCGGGCCCGCCGCCGACUUCCCUCUUCGGCAUCCACGGCUCAGCAACCACAAGAAGGACGCCGCCUCCCGUCUGCACCCAGCUCAGCGCCCUGCUCCAGCGAGCGUCCAUCAACGUGGCACGCGACCCUUACUUGGCUGGCCUGCACAUGGUCUUGACGGUGUUCGUCGGAGUGGUCGUCGGCUCUCUGUUCCGGGACUUGGGCCGCUUGAACGGCUGCACGGCUGGAGUUCAGGAUCGGCUGGGCGUGGUGUUCCUCCUGCUCCUCUUCCUCUCCCUGCUGUGCCUUACGUCCCUCGCGGCCUGGCGGAAGCAGAUGGUCCUCUUUGUGCACGAGCGGGCCUCGGGCGCCUACGGCGCGGCCGCCCACCUGACCGCCGCCGCCGCCGUUGACGCCCUCGCCUGCCGCGUCCUACCCCCCAUCCUCCUGGCCCUUACCGUCAGCCCCCUCGCCGGCUUGCGCCCAGGCGGUCUUUUCGGCCUAGCGGGCGGCCUCGUGGCCUUCAACCUGUCCCUGGCCGGGGUCUUGGCUGCCUGCGGCGCUGGCGCGAAGUCGUCCCAGGAGGCGUUGGCGACGGGGUGCCUGGUGGUGCUGUUCUCGGCGCUGCUGUCGGGGUUCCUUGUGUCGAAGGACGACCUGCCCGCGGCGUGGGGGGCGCUGGCGUGGCUGUCGCCCAUCGGGAGAGGGUUCGAGUCGCUCGUCGCGAACGAGUUUAGCCCAUACGGUGCUGUGUUCCGGCUGUCGACCAAGAUCGGAUCGGCGCCAAUCGUGUACACUGACCCCAUGACGGGGGAUCAGAUUCUCCGCUGCUUCGGAUUCAGCAGCGGCCGCACCCUGACCGAUCUCGGAAUUCUGGCAGCGGUGGGCGGGGGCGGGCUUGCGCUGGCGCUUGUGUUCCUGAAGCGUUCCCGAUGAAAAGAAAGGAUGGUCGCGUAACGUCCCCCUUUGUUAAAGAAAGGUGUUGUGGUGUUGCAGAUAUGUUGACGGUUUUUUCGUUGGUGUUGAGUCGUAUCCGUCGUGGUUGAAGACCGUUUCGAUGUUGAUGACGGUUUUCGAUGUUGGCGACCGUUUCGAUGUUGAUGACCUUUUUUCGGUGUUGAUGAACGUGUCGAUGUUGAUGAGUUUUUUUCGUCGUUUGUGACCGUUAUCGAUGGGUGGCCAGCGUGAUGAGCACGUUGUUUCGACCACUAUGACCGCGUGGGGUGCAGGCAUGUGCGGUAUUGAACAGCACCGACAGGCUUUGCCGGAAUCCGUUGUCAUUGAUUGGUUAUUGAAAAAGGUGGGCACCUUACGGCAGGGUUUGGACAAUAUUGAGCCUUUUCUCUCAAUGCCACGGGACCUGAAGGUUGGACCACCAAGAUUAAUUCACUCCCUCUGCGCAUCCAUCGGUCGUGGGGUGUGGUGAUUCUGCCACUGUUUCGGGGACAUAAUAUGAUGUGCGUCCUUUUCGUCAAUUCACUUGCUGCGGCGUCUGCGACAUCGGUGUAGUCAGUGCUGUUGCACCCACUCGCGGUGAAGUUCUCAAACUACUACUACUUCAAGUUUGUAAAUCUUGGUAGAAAUCUCAUGUGCAUGCACCUCAAACUGCACAUGUACAUCUUGAUAGAAACCUCGUGUGCAUGCAUAUACUGCUGUAGACUGCUUUGUUGUUGUGUGGAUCUGGGAUGCGGAGGGUAUGCGAUCAUGAUCGAACGUGAUGUUGACAGCAACUAUUGUACAGAGUUUGUGUUGGUGUGGAGGAGUCAUGUAGAACUACGUUAACGUUGCGGUCUUCAUACUUGAAUGUAUCUCCGAGGCGAUCUACGCGAGUGG
Molecule: messenger RNA, 6792 nt
Organism: Ectocarpus siliculosus
Lineage: Eukaryota; Phaeophyceae; Ectocarpales; Ectocarpaceae
Source: the annotation of a GenBank genome assembly